AUGGCACCCAAAUCUCUGGCAGAGCAGAUUGCUGAGCUCGACGACCCUACUCCCAAAGAUUUCGACCCCGAAGAUUUGGAACGCGGACAGGGAAGUGACGACGACGACGCUUCGGAAGCGGAUGCGAAUGCUGGAAGGGAGCACUACCAAGCUGUAGGCAAAGGAAAGCUUAGGAAACAAGAUCCGAUCAACCUUGGAAAGCAGUACGCAGGAUCGCGUGUUAGCAGAGAUGCUCUCGAGGCUGACAGCGACGACGACCCAUUCAAACCACGCUCCGACGAUGAGGAUCAGGACGAGGACGAUAGUGAGGAUGAUGAGGAGGGACUCGAAUUAGGAAGCGAUGAGGAGGACGAUGAUGAGGACGUCUCUGAGGAGGAAAGCGAGGAAGAAAAACCUAAGAAAUCGAAGGUUGUCGCGAAGAAGGGAAAGAAGCAGCAACAGCAGGAUGAGUCCGACGACAUGGAAAGCGAUGCCUCCGACGAUAUCGAAGGAGAGGACGACUCUGAAGAUGACCUCGAGGGUGAAGAAGAUGAGGACAUGAGCGGCUUGUCUGAUGAGGAUGAUGAGGAUGACGACGAGGAUGACUCUGAAGAUGAAGAAUCUGCGAAAGCCAAGCCCAGCAAGAAUGCAAAGUCAGACGACCGAGACGAGUUGCGAAGGCUCAUGGCCACCGAUCAAAAGACAAUUGCUGCCACAAUCUCCCAGGCUGCUAGGGCUGAUGCAGUGAAGGGUAAGGCAGUCAAACAACAACGUUCAACAUUUGACGCUCUGCUCAACACCCGUAUUAAGCUGCAGAAGGGCUUGACUGCCGUCAACCAGCUUUCUGUCGCAACCAAAGAUGAGGAAGAUGUCGAUGGCGAAGCUAUCAAAUCAGCGGAAUCGGCCGCUCUGGCUCUUUGGUCUACACUCGAGGGCUUGCGUCUCGCUCUGGCGGAUGCCCAGUCUACAGACGAAUCCAAGAAACGCAAGCGACCAUCCCCCGUAUCGCCAUCCACAUCCUCGGCAUCUUUGUGGAAGCGCAUGACAGACCUCGAGUCUGAGUCUGUCGCUCACCGUCGUGCCGUCCUCGACAAAUGGUCUCUCAAGGUCCGCGGUUCCAACGCUACCCUCCCCAACGCUCGCGGAAAACUCCUCGGCUCUGGCUCUAGCAGCCAGCAAACUAUCACCGCUGUCCUUGAUGCGCAAGUCGCAACCGAGACCAGCGAGCGGGCAGCGAAACGGGCACGCAGCGCAUCUUCUGACGGCCAGGAGCCAAUCUACGAUGACACCGUCUUUUACCAGUCGCUGCUGCGCGAGCUGGUCGAGCAACGCAUGUCUUCUUCCGAUGCCAUCACCAACGGUCUCGACACCAUGAAUCUCCAACUGCCUUCUCGUCUCUCCGUGCACCCCGUCACCGGCAUGCGCAACGACAAGGUCAAGAGAAACAUCGACACUCGUGCCUCCAAGGGCCGCAAGAUGCGAUUCGAUGUUCACGAGAAGCUGCAGAACUUCAUGGCCCCCGAGGAUCGAGGAUCAUGGACCAGCCGUGCCCGCGAAGAAUUUUUUGCGUCGCUGCUGGGCAAGACUGCGAGUGGUAUGCUGGGAGAAGGCAACGAUGACGAUGAUGCCAGUGGUGUGGAGAGUGAUGAUGACCGUGAAGAGGGUGGACUGAGACUUUUCCGGAGCUGA
Messenger RNA from Aspergillus wentii DTO 134E9, 1668 nucleotides. RefSeq names its product AATF family protein. NCBI's taxonomy places the organism in Eukaryota, Fungi, Ascomycota, Eurotiomycetes, Eurotiales, Aspergillaceae. Gene Ontology annotation, biological process: maturation of SSU-rRNA from tricistronic rRNA transcript (SSU-rRNA, 5.8S rRNA, LSU-rRNA). The transcript is spliced from 3 exons. The record is from RefSeq and is a predicted model, not a curated record. Bases 1 to 1668 code for a protein of 555 amino acids. Gene Ontology annotation, cellular component: nucleolus; nucleus.